UCUGCUCCGUGAGCGGGGUCCCGGCGGGCGCGGGGCACGGGGCGCCCUGCGGGGCUCUGCAACCAGGCCCUGGGCUCCCUGCGAACAACCCCUCGGCCUGGGGGAGGGGGAGCAAAAGUGAGAAGUCACGAUUUGUGAAUAUAUGACCAGCGUUUCAAGCAAAAGGGGAAAUAAAACCCACGGGGUACUCGUCGGGACAGAGCGGAUGAUAAUGGUGCUAUGAAAGGCCCCCGGGUCUGGUGACGUGGCUCCUGAGCAGGGCGCCGUGGUCCGCGGAGCGGCCGGGCGGCGGCGGUGUGCAGGCCCGUGCGAGGGUCGGCCCCGUGUCUCAUGCUGCACGGGGCGCUGGGCUGCAGCCACCGCUGGGGCAAGGACAUGCCGGACACCGCGCUGACCGUCCACCACUGCGUGCCGUCAGGGGACCCCUAGAGACAGGACCGGCGCCAUGGCGCCCGCGCUGCUGAUCCUGCUGGGGGCCGCGGCGAUCCUCCGAGCCGACGGGACCCCUGACGACGUUUCACUUCUCCCACCUGUCAAUUUCACCAUUAAAGUGACCGGUUUGGCCCAAGUUCUUCUCAGCUGGAAACCGAAUCCUGACCAAGAGGGAAGGGGCGUGCAGCUGGGCUACCACCUGAGGGUCCACACCCCACAGGACGAUGACUUCGAACUCAAGUACACCGGGCGCAGGUACGAGGCCGCCCUGCAUCGAGGCUUCUCGGCCAGCGUGCGCACCAUCCUGUGGGAGCGCCGCCCCAGCCCCGCCAGCCGCUGGGUGUCCGCCGAGCUGAGCGCCCUGCCAGGGUCUCCCGGAACCUCAGCUGUGAACUUAACUUGCGCCACAAACACGGCGGCCGGCGGCCACCCCGACUCCAGGCCCUACCGAGUUUCUCUCCGCUGCGCCUGGCGCGCAGGCGAGGAGGCGCCCGCGGACACGCAGUAUUUCCUCUACUACAGGUACGGCUCUCGGACCGAAGCGUGCCGCGAGUACGGCCAGGACGCGCUGAAGAGAAACGUGGCGUGCUGGUUCCCAGCUACCUCCAUCGACGGCAAAGGGCAGGACGCGCUGGCCGUGCGCGUGAGCGGCUCCAGCCCUCGGGCUGCCAUCAGGCCCUACGACCGGCUGUUCGCCCUUCACGAGAUCGACCAGGUGAAUCCCCCGGGGAACGUCACCGCGGAGAUGCAGGGAACGCGCCUCUCCGUCCGCUGGGAGAAGCCGGUCUCUGCCUUCCCGGGCCACUGCUGGGACUAUGAAGUGAAGAUUUACAGCAGGAGGAGGGACUACGUGCAGGUAGAAAAUACGACGGCCAACAAGUUCAACACCACGGUCAGCGACACGUCUCGGUACUGCGUCGUGGUGAGAGCCGCCGUGAGCCCCACGUGCAGGCAGCAGGGGCUCUGGAGCGCCUGGAGCCAGCCGGUCGGCACCGGACAGGACGAGCAGAAGCCAUGGACCGAGUGGCUGCUGAUCCCGCUCACGGCGUCCCUCUGCGCCGCGUUCGUCUGCUCGCUCAGCCGCAGGACGGGACACGUGUGCACCAAGCUGUUCCCACCGGUUCCGGGCCCCAAGAGUGACAUCGGCGAUCUCGUGGCCACCGUGAACUACGAGAAAGGCGGUUCCGGCGAAACAGAGAGCGAAGUCAUCAGCUACGUGGAUGAGGAGCCCGAGGUCCUGGAAGACUUGGUGUUCUGAUCGGGGCGCAGGCGCGGGCGCACCCGCCCCGGGAGAGAAGGGCGAGAGCGAUCUCUCCGGGCUGCGCGGAGACCAGAACUCACCGAGCCUCGCACAGCCGUGGCCGUGCACCCAGACGCAGCUCUUAAAACUGUGGUUGCUGCACCCAGACCUCCUCCCGCCCUUGGGGGGCCCCAGGGGAUGAAGAGGACCCCCUGUGGGUGGGAUCAGUAAACCCCAGCGCACUUACUGGUCAGGGGGGAGCCGGGUCUCCGGAAGAGAGAGCGGAACCGAGAACGCCCCCCGGAGGCCCACGAGGGUGGCGGACUGUCCCCGCUUCCGGCGCCGAGGAUGAGGUUCGGGGCCCUGACCCGGUGGAAACUGCCCCGCCCUGUGUGAACAUCACGCCGCACUAAAAGGUGGUCUUGUUGCCCCCCACCCCCUGCCCGUUUCAGGUAACAGACGUGCGUGUGGGUGCAGGUGGGAUGACAGGUGUUAAUAGGAGCGGCCGAGAGCGGUCUGCGUCUGCACCCUGAACAGCUCAUGUCUCAUCCCCCCAAAUGUCCCCUGGCCCCUCGACUCUGGUCCUCGUCUCUCAGCCAGGGCCCUCCGGCAGCCCCUCAGCUCAACCCCUCACCUCCUGUACCCCCUUUUUCUGAAGCAUCUGUAAAAGGCACAUGUGCCAGUCACCCCACAUCCAAAACUUGCCUUGACCCCGUCCCCUUCAGGUUCAAGGCCCUUCGGAAACACUGGCCCCUUUUUCCAGCGUGUUAGCGGCGCCCCGACCGCAUUCCCAAGGACGGCCCGGUCCUCGCGCUCCUGGUCCAUCCCGAACA
This is a messenger RNA of Phyllostomus hastatus (greater spear-nosed bat), 2505 nucleotides long. RefSeq names its product interleukin 5 receptor subunit alpha (gene IL5RA). Gene Ontology annotation, biological process: cytokine-mediated signaling pathway; immunoglobulin mediated immune response. Bases 446 to 1690 code for a protein of 414 amino acids. The record is from RefSeq and is a predicted model, not a curated record. Lineage: Eukaryota; Metazoa; Chordata; Mammalia; Chiroptera; Phyllostomidae. Gene Ontology annotation, cellular component: membrane; external side of plasma membrane. The transcript is spliced from 12 exons. Gene Ontology annotation, molecular function: cytokine receptor activity; protein binding.